This is a messenger RNA of Megalops cyprinoides (Indo-Pacific tarpon), 1729 nucleotides long. RefSeq names its product adrenoceptor alpha 1D (gene adra1d). NCBI's taxonomy places the organism in Eukaryota, Metazoa, Chordata, Actinopteri, Elopiformes, Megalopidae. Gene Ontology annotation, cellular component: membrane. Gene Ontology annotation, molecular function: alpha1-adrenergic receptor activity. The transcript is spliced from 2 exons. Bases 227 to 1729 code for a protein of 500 amino acids. The record is from RefSeq and is a predicted model, not a curated record. Gene Ontology annotation, biological process: positive regulation of cytosolic calcium ion concentration; adenylate cyclase-activating adrenergic receptor signaling pathway; cell-cell signaling.
GUUAUGAAUCAUUUUGGCUGGUAUAAAAAUGGACGGACUUGAUUGCGUUGCGGCAAACAGUUCACUGAAAUGAUGCAUCAGAAAGGUUUGCUCCGCGAGGGACGUCGCUUGAACCUGCGUUUUAUUUUGAAUAUUUUAAAUGACCGAUACAAAGUGCAACAUGAAUAGCCGAAGGUUUUCCACCAGAACCGACUUUUAGGUAAAGUUUCCUGUAUGGAGUUUCAAAAUGACUUAUACUAACUUGAUGAACGAGAGCUAUGAUGGAAUCUACUCCACCGAUGCCGUCAACGUGUCGUUCCUUGAACAACUUUUCGCGAAUAUCAGCAACACAACCUGCACCAAUAUUACGUUGGAUUCUCAGGUCAUUGGGGUCGGUGUGUUUUUGUCCGUCUUCAUAUUAGUGGCCAUCGUCGGGAACAUCUUGGUCAUCCUGUCUGUACUCUGUAACAGACACUUGCAGACCGUUACGAACUUCUUUAUAAUUAACCUGGCUAUAGCCGACUUGCUUCUCAGCAUAAUUGUGCUACCCUUUUCGGCGUCUUUGGAGGUGCUGGGAUGUUGGGUUUUUGGCAGAGUUUUCUGCAAUAUAUGGGCAGCCGUGGACGUGCUGUGCUGUACCGCCUCUAUCAUGAGCCUGUGCAUUAUCUCCAUAGACAGGUACAUUGGGGUAAAAUACUGCCUGAAGUACCCCACCAUCAUGACGGAAAAGAAAGCCGGGGUGAUUCUGGUGGUGGUCUGGGUGUCCUCUAUGAUCAUUUCGAUAGGACCGCUUUUAGGAUGGAAGGAGCCGCCGCCGUUGGACGACAGCAUUUGCAGCAUCACCGAAGAGCCGGGCUAUGCCCUGUUCUCCUCCCUGUUCUCGUUCUACCUCCCGCUCAUGGUCAUCUUAGUGAUGUAUUUUAGGGUAUACGUUGAAGCUAGAAGGACUACCAAGAGUCUGGAAGCGGGGGUUAAGCGCGAAAGAAACAAGUCUAUGGAAGUAGUGUUGCGCAUACACUGUAGAAGUGUGCUCGAGGAUGCCGCGGCGAGCGCGAAGAGCAAAAACCAUCCCUUCCGAAGUUCGCUCUCAGUGCGCUUGAUGAAAUUCUCCCGGGAGAAAAAGGCAGCUAAGACCUUGGCUAUCGUUGUGGGGAUGUUCAUCCUCUGUUGGCUGCCAUUCUUCUUCGUUUUGCCUCUAGGGUCCUUCUUCCCGGCGCUGAAGCCCUCCGAGAUGGUCUUCAAAGUGAUCUUCUGGCUGGGAUACUUCAAUAGCUGCAUCAACCCGGUUAUCUACCCCUGUUCCAGCCAGGAGUUCCAGCGGGCCUUCAUCCGCCUCCUCAAAUGCCAGUGCCACCGGAGAAAGAGGACUCUGCGGCGUUUCUACGACCAGCGCUGGCGGGCGGCGGUGAAGGGGCCGGCGAGGGAGGCGUACGGCACCUACAGGCCCGGAUUCUCCCUCCACGAAUCUCGCAGCAGCUCCUACCUCUACAAGGGAAAGGGGCGGAGCCUGGGGCUGAAGAGGUGGAGCCUGUUCCGCCCGCUGCGCAAGUCCUCGUUCCAGCUGAAGGAGAAGAUGAACAGCCUGUCCAACCGGAUCAAAAACGGGCCCGGGAAGAGCGCCACGCCCCCGCUGGCCAAAGUGGAGAUCGACACCAUCUCCAUGGGGAUCUACAACGACUGCGUGGACCACGGGGGUUAUCAGGUGUACGAUCUCCCUGACUGCUACGGCCUGAAGGAGACUGAUAUUUAA